This is a messenger RNA of Sphaerodactylus townsendi, 1714 nucleotides long. RefSeq names its product zinc finger protein 48-like. Gene Ontology annotation, molecular function: DNA-binding transcription factor activity; RNA polymerase II cis-regulatory region sequence-specific DNA binding. The record is from RefSeq and is a predicted model, not a curated record. Lineage: Eukaryota; Metazoa; Chordata; Lepidosauria; Squamata; Sphaerodactylidae. Gene Ontology annotation, biological process: regulation of transcription by RNA polymerase II. The coding region runs from base 218 to 907 and encodes 229 amino acids. The transcript has 3 exons.
CUUCGGGGGCUGGGGGCGGUGGAAGGGGGGGGGGCAAGGCUGGCGCUGGUCUCCAGAGAGCAGGAUGCGAGGAGGGGGAGCCCCUUGAGGAGGGCUGGAACUGCGGGAGGGCCUGUGGGGGAGAGAUACUGAGGAUGACUGAGGGUUGCCAACCUGCAGGUGAGACCUGGAGUUCUCCUGGAAUUUCGACUGAUCUCCAGAUCAUUUCCCUUAGAGAAUGUGGCUGUUUCGGAGGGUGCAAGGUGUCUCCACCAUGCAAGAAGAGGAUGAAUCAGAAGCAACCUCUGUAUCUUCUGGAGACAGUGGCUCCCCAGCUCCGUCUGCAAAUGGCUAUCCAGGCCCCCAAAUCAAAGAGACGCAAGGAGCAGUACGGCACCUGGUGGAUGAAGGUGGCGAGGUCGGGCAAGAUCGGCUGAGUUCUUCGCAGGCGCCCAGCCCCGAGUGGCAUGAGUGCCCCGAAUGUGGGCGUGGUUUCGGCACUUCCCGAGCCCUGAAGGUGCACCGCAGCUACCAUGUGGGGCGCAAACGGCCCCACAGUGGCUCCUCCUCUUCCUCCUCGAAGCCGCCAGUUCUGACCCUUUCUGGUAACCCUGAGAGCCGGGAAGGGCGAACGGCUCCACCUCCUAGCUGGGGUGGAGCUUUCCACUACAUUUGCGCCGAAUGUGGCCUGGGCUUUGCAUCCCCCUCCUCGCUGGAGGCACAUCGCUGUGAACACGGCUGGCGCCGCAGCCCUCCAGCUCCGCCUCGUAACAAGCUCCCCCCUUCCCCUGCUCCGAAGGAGGCCAACGGUGAGCAUGAUGCAGAUGGGGCUGAUGGACCAUACCACUGCACCGAGUGCCCAGGGGAGUUCAGCCUGGUGUCAGAACUGCAUGAGCACUACAUGCGCCACGCGCGCGGAGAGCUGUAGAUCACCUACCUUUCUUCCCUCCUGUCUAACAUAUGGCACCUGUCAACGGACUGCUCUGGUUAGGACUCUUAAGAAGUGAAUCAGAAACCCCAACCUCCUUCCUCCCCCUUAUUUUUUAGUUCCUUUUUAGGUUUUCUUCUUUCUAUUUUUUUAAUCAAGUUUUGCCAGCAGGGAGGGAAACGGUGUGCUUCUCACUACUCAAAACAAUCCCUUUAUGAGUUCUGCCUCAGCUGAGUGGGCGCAGCCGCCGUGAAGUCCCCUGGCUCUCCCAUAUGUAAGAGGGGGUGCUGUCUCUAUCCCCUACACAUAGGAGGGGGAAAAGUGAACUUCUAAACCUACAGUGUUUUGAGUCCUUGGCAUUACUGCGAAGGGGAAUCCCUGCGCUGUGUCUCCCGUGGUGGGAGCACCAACCCGAUUGGUCUUGUAGUUCAUUCUCACUACUGGAAGUGGGCAAGACUAAAUGCAGGUCUCUUCCAAGGGAAGGGAGAAAGGCGGUGGACUGGGAACGCUUGGCCAAAGCACAAACCCUGGUUCUUCUCCGCUUCCUCAUUCCCGCUGCCGUUUUACUGCCCCUUCCUCACUUGGGUACCCGGUCUGAUCACAGUUCCUGCUACCUGGGGUGGGAAGUGGGGCAUCCAUGCUGAUUCGAAGCUGUGUUCUGUCCGUGUGUGCGUGUGUGCGUGUGCGUUUGCCUAUUUAAGGGAGCAGUUUUUAGAGACGGCAUCUGAUCAGUAUAAAUCAUUAAUAUUAACGGUCUCCGCGAUAGCUGGGAGAUUUGUCUUAAUAAAAGUGAAUCUGUAUGCGUGA